Molecule: messenger RNA, 1139 nt
Organism: Cydia amplana
Lineage: Eukaryota; Metazoa; Arthropoda; Insecta; Lepidoptera; Tortricidae
Exons: 6
Coding region: 258-1139 (293 amino acids)
Molecular function (GO): nucleic acid binding
Source: RefSeq, a predicted model, not a curated record
ACAAUAGCCACAGCCGUCAAUCUGACAUUUACAUUUUUCUGAUAUUGUUGUCGUCGCAGUGAAAAUAAAUAAAUUAAUUCAAAAUAACACACUUUAACACUCUUAAACUUAUCUUGAAAUCUACGAUAAGUUCAUUCAAUUCAUUAUUUCUAUAUUCUACAUCAAAUCUUCUCCGUUUAAUCGCGCCGAGUGCUUAAAACUGAACCACCUUCGAGUUAUUUUUGUGUUCAAAUUACCUAUUUCUUAUGUAAACAGUGAUGGAAAACUGUUGGGAACCGUCGCCCCACAGUUCCCAGGAUUAUUAUCCGCACUACAACCUAUUUCAGAGCUCGAUAUUCUACGACACAGACAACUUUCGUGUGCCUUGUCUGUUGGAGGACUCCGUGGCCUCGGAGAGCUCUGAGAACGAGGAGCGGAGCGCGGAGCCCCCGGACAAGCCGCCGGAGGCGCCGCUGAAGGCCAAGCGGGUGAUCGCGAAGCACGAGCUGUAUCGCGACCCGGACUUGUUCGGGAAAGAUGAUGGACAAUCAAACACCAAUGGUCCCAUAGAGCCUCCAAACUUGCCACUGUCCCAGCCAUGGGGCUACGACUGGACCAAGCAGAGCUGGGUGAAGGAGGGUGCUCCGGUGGCCGACAUACUAAAGGAUGAGCGGCGCACGCCGGAGCACCAGCCUGCUGCUCCGAGAGUUAACAACAUCAAGGCAGAGAGCAUGAUGCACAGGAUGGGUUGGCAGGGCGGAGCGCUCGGGAGGACUGGCGACGGCAUCACGGAGCCCAUCACACCUAAAGCUGUCCAUGGCUUCCGUCCGUCCCCGGGGCCCGGGUCGCGCUCAGGCAAGAAGGCGCCCCCGGGCAAGACCCCGGCCGGCAAGAGGAACCAGAGCAUGCGCGACGCCUUCCGCACCAACGUGCUCAUGCAUAUACUGGAGUUUGUGCAGGAUGACACCGAGACGGAGCUCCUGUUGGACACGUCGCUCCGCCAGCACGAGCGCCGCCACGUGACCAACAUAGUGCACUCCGUAGUCAACGACGAGGCGCUGCACGCGCUUAGCUCCGCAGCGCAGUACGACCUGGCCCGGGACAUACACAAGCACAACCGAUACCUGCUGGAGUGUGCACAGGACCACCAGUAUAAAUGA